CAUAACAACCAUUAGAAAAGCUCUCCCGCAUCACUUUACUUUUCUGAAGAUUCUUCGAUAUUUUGGAGAUUAGGGUUUUGUAAGAGCGAAGAAGAUGAUCGAGGUGGUUCUCAACGAUCGUUUAGGUAAGAAAGUGAGGGUGAAGUGCAACGAAGAUGACACGAUCGGUGAUCUGAAGAAGCUUGUGGCGGCGCAAACCGGAACACGAGCGGAGAAGAUCCGAAUACAGAAGUGGUACAACAUCUACAAGGAUCAUAUCACUCUUAAGGACUAUGAGAUUCAUGAUGGCAUGGGUCUUGAGCUUUACUACAACUAGGCUGAUGGAAGAAAGCUUAGCUGAAGGAGUGUUGUUGAUUUGGACACCUACAUAAACUCAUCUAAACCAUGUCGCAUCUAAAAAAGACAUUAUGUUGUAAAACUUGAUAACUUCAAAUGUGUGGUAAUAAUAACACUGACUGUCAAUGGUUUUAAAAGCCUUGUCGGAUUUACUACUUGUACAAGUUUAGUCUAUAGUCUUUAAAGCUGGUUAUAAAAGUCUAUUGGUUGGUUGUA
Capsella rubella is the source of this 552-nucleotide messenger RNA. RefSeq names its product ubiquitin-like protein 5. Gene Ontology annotation, cellular component: cytoplasm; nucleus. NCBI's taxonomy places the organism in Eukaryota, Viridiplantae, Streptophyta, Magnoliopsida, Brassicales, Brassicaceae. Bases 95 to 316 code for a protein of 73 amino acids. Gene Ontology annotation, molecular function: protein tag activity; protein binding. Gene Ontology annotation, biological process: protein modification process; mRNA splicing, via spliceosome. The record is from RefSeq and is a predicted model, not a curated record. The transcript is spliced from 2 exons.